Molecule: messenger RNA, 1204 nt
Organism: Rotaria socialis
Lineage: Eukaryota; Metazoa; Rotifera; Eurotatoria; Philodinida; Philodinidae
Source: the annotation of a GenBank genome assembly
CGGCGAAGUUGGCGAGGCUGGUUGGAAUGGGAAAUCUGGCAAAGCAGAAUAUCAAGGCGGUUCCGGUAGUGCCCGAUCAGGUGUAAGAGGGAAUGUGAGGGGCGGACGAUCAAGUGAAUCUUGGGAAUCAGACGACUCAGAAAGUUGUUCCGGCGAAGUUGGCGAGGCUGGUUGGAAUGGAAAAUCUGGCAAAGCAGAAUAUCAAGGCGGUUCCGGUAGUGCCCGAUCAGGUGUAAGAGGGAAUGUGAGGGGCGGACGAUCCAGUGAAUCUUGGGAAUCGGAUUACUCUAGAAGUAGUUCCGGCGAAGGUGACAUAGGUGGCGAUAGCAUGAAAUCAGGUGAAAGUGAAGAGCGAAGACGUUCAUAUGGUUCUGAAGUCGGUGGCAGAAAGGGUAAAAUAAUUCCAAGAACAACUGCAUCACCUGAAAUACAAGAUGGUUUAUAUGGUGCACAAUCACGACCACUGAGUAGUCGAUCCGACGUUGCUACUGUGGGAGAAGCAAUAAAUCAACCUUCAUCAAGUAAUGAAGGCAACGCAGUCGGGGCAGUUGUAGCUAAAGGUGAAAUAAAUAAAAAGGAGAACAAUAUUCUCACUGAAAAAUUGAAGACAAGAAUUGGUCAAUCAGAAGGCCAAUCAUAUAUAGUUACUGGCGAAGAAUCUAACAGAAUACGUGAUUUAACAAUAAAUUCGAUUCCUAUGGAUUAUGACACUAGAAAUGUUGCUUCAGGUUAUAGUCGUUUACUUUAUAAUCUUGGUCACGGACGUCAAUUUAGACAACCAUCAAUACCAAAGAAACCACACACGCAUAACUGUGCUCCACAAGAUAUCUACGUUAGCUAUGUCUACGAAUAUGAUAUGCAUAAUCAAGUAUUUAAUUCCUCGUUUCAAGAUCCUGAUUCAAUCGUAAUUAAAACUCUUCAAUCAGACGUUGCUCGCUUCGCAGCUGAAGAACUUUACAAACGUAAUUUAGUUCCGUAUGUUACAGAUGAAGCUCAUUUAACUAAAAUAAUGGAUGUUAGCAAACAAUAUAAUGAUCAGGCUACACUUCGUUUUUAUAUUUCCAUUGAUGUGAGUAAAAGCUUAAUACCCGUUAUUCGUCAUGUAUUACAAACAGUGUUGACAAAAUUAAAAAAUGAACGUUUUGCAACAUCAAAUAAAAAAAUUGACUGGGGAGAAAUGGUGCUUAUUCCGAUAACAAAAUAA